GCACUUCUGGCCUCUCUCGCUGGAAAAAAUUAAAAAGCAGAUCUGUGACUCCCUCGGUCCUUGUUGGCCGCAACUACGCCCAGCCGCGCGCCGCUCCGGCCCGGCCCGCGGCACCUGCGCCCCGCGCCCGGCCCCGCCCGCCUCCCUCCGCACCCGCCGCAGCGCCGCCUCGGCUCUCAGCCCUUCGCCCCACCCUGCCCGGCGGGCCCCCUCCGGCCGUCAAUUAUUAACCAGCCGCGCGGCCGGCACCAGGAAACCCGAGCCGCGGCCACAGCGGGGCCGGCCCGGCGCGGGGCGCGGGGGCCGCCGGCGGACCAUGGAGGCAGGAGCCGAAGCGAAGGGGCGCGGCCCCGUGGCUCCCGAGCCCCCCCAGAGCCCCGCGCUGCCGCGGCUGCCGCGCCGCCCGCAGCUCCUGGACGAGGACGGAGGGCCCUGCGUGGAGGUGGCCGCAGACGCAGCCCCUGAAGACCCCCAGGCCGACCCGCGGGCCUCGGCCUCCGCGGCGCCCCUUGCCCAGGCCGAAGCCGAGGCCGCGGGCGAGGCCAGGCCGGGGCCCAAGGUGGCAGCCGGUGGCGUCCCCGACAUCGGCUUCGUGGGCGAGCCCCCGCCCUACGCACCGCCCGACCCCAAGGCUGUGCACCUGCUCUACCCGCCCUUCCCGCAGGGGCCGCUGCUCCUCCAGCCCGCGCCCUCGCCGCAGGCCCUGUACCCCCCGCCCGCGCCCCUGUACCCCGGGCCCGCGCCGCCGCUGCUCGCGCCCUUCGCGGUGUGCAGCAGCCCUGGGGCUGGCGUGCCAGCCCCUGCCAUGGUGGAGCACAGGCCCCCGCCCAAGGACUACAUGACAGAGUCCAUCCUGGUGACCUUCUUCUGCUGCCUGCUCACCGGCGUCGUCGCCUUCGUGUACUCCCAUGAGACUCGCGCCGCCCUGAGGAGAGGGGACCUGGCCCAGGCCGAGGAGGCCUCCCGCAAGGCCCGCUGGCUCGUGCUCUUCAGCCUGCUGUUCGGGGUCUUCGUGUCCACCAGCUGGGUCAUCUACGUGGCGGUGGCACUCCACGUCCCCUGAGGCCUGGCGGCGCCUCUGGGGACGCCGGGAUGCCAAGGGACACCCAGUCUGGCCAGACUCUUUCUGUGGACCUUGACCACCGCCAGUGGCCAUCUGUUGCCUACAGGGGAGACCCAGGGGCCAGAGAAGGGUGGGGUUUGCGGCCCUCGCACACCUGGGGCCGGGCCUCAGCCUCUACAGAUGGCCUCGGGCAGUGUCCUAAACUGAGGUGGCCCCGGGGCCAGGCCCAGCUGUGGGAUGGGAGCCCCAUUUCCUCCGUGCCUCCUCCAGAGGUCUUCCUGGGACCGUGCGGAAGGGGCCCCCGUGAGCCCGGCCUUCACCGCGCCCCUAGGAGGCCAUCAGAGAGGCCGGAGCGCUCACCGUCCUCGGGGCCGUUUGGAAGGACAUCGGGAACGUGGCCUCCUCCCGCCUCCAGCCCAGCGGGGUGAUGGCAGGCCUGAGGAGCUGCUCUGCCUUCCUCCCUGCAGGGCAGUUGAGGGGGUGGCCUCCUCUCCUCUCCUCGGCAGCUCCUGGCGGGUUGUUCUGCACCCCACCCCUGGGCCCAGGCUCCCCGCAUGCUGAGUCCACGUUCAGAACCCAAGGCUGCUUUGUCUGGUCAAUAAAUGAAAGCAGUGCCCUGGGCUGGGCUUCACGUCGCUGUUUCCUGGCUCACUUUCAGGGCGACCGGCCACCUCUGUCCACAGCUGGGCUCUGGGCCCCUGCGCCUGCCCUCCGGGAGAUGCUGUCGUGCAGAGCAGCUCCGGCGAGGAUCUGUUUGUGCCCACACUGUAUGGCUGCUGCUCCCUAGACCCACUUCUCCCGGGGCUGCUUUGCUAGAAACUUCUCUCCCCUCCAUACCGCCUCCUGGCUUCUGCUUACCACCACUUUCUGCCUGUCUUUCAGCUCUGACCCAUCCCUGGAGGGUCAGCUGGGUUCCCCUGUGGUGGAGGCCACCCUGGUUGGGACGUGCUGUCCCCCGGGUUGCCCCGAGGCUGCUGCAUGCUGUAUAUUGGUGCCCUUGCACCAGAUACCAGGCACCCCCGUCCGGUCACUGUGGUCCUGAGAGUGGCACUCUGUCUGAACAAGAUUCAGAACUUGGGGUGGUGGAUGGGGCCCAGGGACUGAGGGCACAGCGGGGCUCUGCAGCCCCAUUAGGGGUGUCAUCAUUGCAGUAGCUCUCUUGGCUUCCCCAGUCCCCGCUCCCAAGGACAGUCCUUGCCUUCACAGGUUCUCUGGUUUCUUGAGGAACCUGGGUUUUCCCCAUCUGUAAAGUGGGGUAACACCCCAGCUGCCUCUGGAGUUGUGGGUGCCCAGCAUGGUACCUGGCCUGCAGGGGGCGACCAGCCUGUGGGGGGCUGAGGCGGGGUUUUUGUAGGGCCUUACAGGCCUAAGGCAGUGGGGAGCAGGGAGUCAGGGUCUUCCAGGAGCUUCAGGGCAGCAGGAAUCCCAGCCAGCAGAGAGGGGGCUCCAUUAAUGGCGUUUUCCUGUGGAGGGGCCCGAGCUUUCACCCGAUUCUCAAAGGGGUCCUUGAUUCAAUGAGCAAAAGCCAUCUGCUCAUUGCAGAUGGAAGAGGCCCCGGUUGAGCCAUAAAAGAUCAACAGCUCAUGUUAAAUCAGGGGCUUUCUGUGCACCCCGUGUGCCGCCCACAGUCCUGGCAAGGCGGCUGGAGCACGAGGACAGCCCAGCCCAGCCCUGGGGGUGCUCGGGGAGCUGGAGGGACUCGGAUGAAGAAGUGAGGGGCAACUGCUUGGAGAUCAAGACAUGGCCUGUGUCCUAGAGCCCUGGGCUGGUCCCGAAUUAGAAUAUGAAACACUGAACUGCAUAAUAGCCACAGAAAAGGAGGAAGCCAUUUUUUAGGGACCAAUAGAUGCCAAAAAGCAUUUGGUAGAACCAGAUAGCUACAGCUCUUCUUACUAAAAUGAUAAGUAAAAUCAGAAUAGAAAGAAUCAUCUAGAUCCGUGUUCCUUGAAUUAAGUAUAUAAGAGACGCCAGGGAAAGCUCAUGAAAACGCAGCUCUGUUUCAGUAAGUAGGGCCUGAGAUUCUGCAUUUCCAAUGAGCUCCCAGUGACGCUGAAGUUGGCACAUGAAACCACAGCAAAUGGCACAUUAGGUGGGAAACGGUUAAGACCAUUAAAAAUCAUUAUAACCGGGAUCAAGCCAGGGAUGCCCCAGUGUCUUUAUUCAGCAUGGCUUUGAGGUUCUAGCCAGUGUAAAAAUAACAAGGUGAAAUGUGUAUGAAAACUGGAAGAGACAAAAUGAUUCCCUAGAAUAUCUAAAAGUCAAUGGAAAAAUUAGAACUAAUAAGAGAACUCAGGAAAGUGGGUUCAAUAGCCACAAACAAUAGCCAAUAGCAAUAAUGAAAAGCAGAAGAAAACUGAAAAUUACACUCACAAGUAUGAUAAAUUCCUAGACUUUAUUGUUUUUAACAAGAAAGAUCCAGAUGCAAAUGAAGAAAAAUUUUUUUUUAAUUAGCAAAAGACAGAAAAAACUGGACAAAAUACCUGGAUAGGAAGAUAAAAUAUCAUGAAAAUAUCUAGUCUUCUUAGAGAUGUAAUGAAAUUCCAACAAGAGAACCAAGCUUUUAAAACUAUGACAAAAAUGUUUUAAAGAAUUAAUAUAAAAGGAAAUGUACAAAAAUUACUAAUAAUUUUUUUUAAGUUUAAUGAGGGGGGCUCCCUUCACCAGACAUUGAAACUUGCACAAAGUUGCAAUAGUCAAGAGAGAAUGGCUUUUUUUCAUAUACAUCAGUGAAAAAUGUUAUAAAGGCCAGAGAACAUUCCAAGUAUGUACGGGAAGUUGACAUCUGAUCAAAAUGGCAUUUUAUUUGAGGUGAAGAGAGCUCAUAAAUUAAAGCAGAGUUGACUCUCUGGUUGGAAAAACUAAUCGCAUAUUGUAUGCAAAAAUCAAUUUUAGAUGGAUUAAAGAGCUAAGUGUAAAAUUAAGCUCAUUAAUAACUGCAGAAAGUGUAGGAGAAUAUUUGCAUAACUUCAGGGUGUGGGGCAAUAAAGAAAGGGAAGUCUGUAAACAUCUGGAAAAACAUGGAAAGAUGGAGAGAUUUGAGUUCUACUUCUGAGGAAAGUACAGAUUUAAGCCAUGAGAGGACUUUCAGUUACCAGAUUGAAUGCAUCCGGAGCCGGGGGUGACUCAGCACAUUCCUUCCCAUGAAGUACUGCUGGGUGUGUAUUACUCGGUCCUUAUGGAAAGUAGAUCGAUGACAUUGGUCAUGUAUGUACCACAUAUUUACAUGCAUGUAAGUGGAAAGAAAGCACAGAGUCUUACGAGUGGGAUGUAUUCCAAACUGCUGGCCGUGGCUACCUUUGGGCAGGGAAUGGUUCUGGGAGGACUUGUGCAAAUACAUUGCUUGAGCUUUAAAACACAGAUGUCCUUGUGUGUUGUGUAUUAAAAAAUAACUGAAAAAAAAAAGUGUGUGCCUUUUGACCCAGUGAUUCUAGUUUUAGUAUUCACAGUAGUGAAAAAUCAGUCUGUUUUCCUGAAGCUCCCAGUCCGAUGGGGAAGACAGACAUUUAUCAGAUGGAAUAAUUGCCAACUGUGCUGAUGGGCCAGGAAGGAGAGGAAGCUCACAGCCAAUUGGAAAUGUUGGGUGUAACUGAGAGAAAACUGAUUAAAUCAGGGUGCCUGCCCCCUUAUUCCAGAGAUGUUAGAAUAUGUGCCUUAGAAUCACUCUAAUGUGACACAGGGGUUUUUGACCCGAGAAAGUGGUAAAGAAAGGCUUUCCUGAGCAAGUUGUGAAUAGGUUACCGCUGCGAUCCAGUGAGAGGUUCUGAAGUCCGUCCCAAAGUGGUAUUGUUCUGGAUUCCCAUAGCUGCUCCCACACUCACCAACCCACGGCAUUUGUCAGUCAUUUAAAGCUGUCAUAUAUUUCCCUGUGGCUCGUUUGCAUUUCUCUGCUGACUAAUGAUGUUGAGCCUUGUAUAUGUGUCUGUUAUUUGAGGCUCUCUCUGUAUUAUAUACCUGUGCAAGUCCUGUGCCCAUUUUAGUGCGGAUUGUCUUUUUCUGAUCAAUGUAGAGUUCUUUACUCUAGACGAGAGUCCUGUGUUAAACAGGUAUUGCAAAUAUCCUUUCCCACUUUGGAGCUUCCCUUUUCACUCUUAUUGGUGUCAUCUAAUGAAAAGAAGUUCUCAAUUUUAAUACAUUCAAAUUUAUCUUUUCUGGAUUUUUUGGAUUCAAGAUGGCGGAAUAGCAAGGCAAGACAGAAACCUCCUCCCAAAAACACAUAAAAGAGGAAAAUAAAGCAAAUGUAACUAGACCUGAAAACAACCUGAAGACUGCAGAGCAGACCCCCCACACCUGAGGAGGAAGGGGGGCCACACGGGAGGGGCCGGAAAGCUCAGCAGAGACAUGGAAUACAGAGGGAGAAGCACAGACUCCCUGACAGGAUGAGCGGGCGGAGGAAUUCGAUCCAAACAUUACAAGACAGAACCCCAGAAAGAGGGCUAAAUGAAACAGAAACCACCAGUCUUCUUGAUAAACAUUUAAAAAUAAAAGUCAUAAACAUGCUCACAGAUUUACAGAAAAGUAUUCAAUAUUUCAGGGAGGACAUCAACAAAGAGAUAGAAAACCUGAAAAAGAGCCACUCAGAGAUGAAGAUACAAAAUCUGAAAUGAAACAUACAGUGGAGGGAUUUAAAAAUAGAU
This is a messenger RNA of Manis pentadactyla (Chinese pangolin), 5697 nucleotides long. It is a transcript of the gene PRRT1B, whose product is annotated as proline rich transmembrane protein 1B. Gene Ontology annotation, cellular component: membrane. Bases 317 to 1063 code for a protein of 248 amino acids. NCBI's taxonomy places the organism in Eukaryota, Metazoa, Chordata, Mammalia, Pholidota, Manidae. The record is from RefSeq and is a predicted model, not a curated record. The transcript has 4 exons.